CUAGUCGCUGCGUUCACCAUCCAUUGCCACACCUGUCAACAAUUUCAAAAUCCACUAAUAAACUAAUUAAUUAAGAUGUGCGAGACAAUCAGACGCCUUCCAAAGCCUCUAUUGCGGUUGAUCACCAGCGGUUUUACUCGUCUGUAUCAGUACAACGUCCAAAUCCCCUGGGCCAUGCAUUCAUCAGUGUGUACAGCAGAAUAUGUAGCUAUCAAUGACGCCAUGAACAUUGAGCUAGAUCAUCUCCAAUGCAAGGUAUUAAAGAUUAGUGGCUCUACAAUUUCUCCCGAGAUCCAGGACGCAGGUGCCUAUACACAGAUACUGCCCUGGACCUCGUCGACUACAAAAAUGCCCGGAUCACUGCCCAGGUCCUCGGUAAUCCUGAUGUCUUCAAGGACACAAUGAAGAUAAUAUUGAAAAAUGAGGAGAACCAAGUGGGAGUAGCAGACCUCAGGAAGUUGUUGCACAUCAUUGAGAAGAACGAGGGUGACAUAUGUCUUCUGAAGACGAUGCUGGAGAGAUACAAUCAGCAGGAUAAUGAGGACAGUGAUUACCUGAUCGGCCCAGUCGUCAUGAGAGCCCUCCAUUACUUGGACGAACCUUUACUUGCCCUGGAGGCAGCCACAGACCCCAAAUUCAAAAUGCUCUACGAUCAACCAAAAACUUUUGCCAUUCUAGUGGAUCUGCUCUACGAGCAUAAAAUGUACAAAGAAGUUCGCGACGUUUACAGUUUUCUCAGACACAGGCCUGUUAGCAAAUUGGUGAUUUCAAUCGUUGCCAUGGCGUGCUAUAAAGAGAACACCCCAGAGAGCUUAGAAUUUGCCAUGCAAAUGUGGAAGGAUGUUUGCAGUAAAAGCAAGCCGUUGAGGAGGACAAUAGUAACACUGACCGCUCUAGCACUCAAUCAGAAUCAACCUGAGAUUGCUCUAAACAUCAUCGCACAUUGUCAUAACUUCAACUCCAUCUCCGUGAGAUCCACCAAAGUCAUGGCUCUUUGUGAUUUGGACCAGUUGGACAAAGUGUUGGUGGACUUUAGACAUGCCUUAGGACAUAACAGUUAUUACCUAGCUGAUGUCGGUAGCAAAUUCAAGGCUGCUGUGAGACGAUUGAACCUCAAACCAGAGGAAGAAAUUCGGAACGUUUUCCAUACUUUGCAACUUCGACGUGCCAUUCAAUCUCUGUGCAACUCCAGGAAGACAAUAAUAAAUAAAUUAUAUCGAAAUGUUAUGCAGACCCUCGACGAGUACAUCUCCACUCCUAUAGACGUUUCGAAGAGACCGUAAUCAUCACCUCAGAGGAACACCAUUGAACUAGACAGCCGAAAACUCGAAGACUGUUCGGGAACCUGGGAUUUUUGCUAUCGAAGCAAGACUGUUACAGAUGAUUCAACUAACAUCACUAGGAACUUUUCGAUCGUGUCAUAUUUAUUGAGUGUUUAUUUGAAUCUUUUACAUAAAAAAUAACUCCCCUGCGAGUAAAGACGAAAA
Molecule: messenger RNA, 1487 nt
Organism: Diachasmimorpha longicaudata
Lineage: Eukaryota; Metazoa; Arthropoda; Insecta; Hymenoptera; Braconidae
Product: pentatricopeptide repeat-containing protein 2, mitochondrial-like
Exons: 6
Coding region: 402-1283 (293 amino acids)
Biological process (GO): regulation of mRNA processing; mitochondrion organization; multicellular organism development
Cellular component (GO): mitochondrion
Molecular function (GO): RNA binding
Source: RefSeq, a predicted model, not a curated record